AUGGAAUGCGUGGCGCAUCCUCUCAUGUUCUCUGAGACUGAUUGUUUCCCUUUCCCGCAGCCCGGGGAUGGAUGCAAAGGCAACGUUAGAUAUGCGGCGAUUGGGAGAAUAUCCGAUCGAGUGCUAGUUGCUACCUACCACCACUUCACUGCAGGCCCUCCCUCGGCCAAGUAUCUUGCUGUUGCACAGAAAGUUCUGAGCAGCGAUAAAGUUCUAUCUCAGCAGAGUGCGAAUGUUCCCAAUGCUGUCGAAGACAGCUGCUGCCUCAUGCAAGCCGACAAGAAGUACAUGUACAUCGUUUUUGUGGAGAAAUCAUACCCAGAGAGAACUGCUUUUGAGCUACUCAGGAUGAUCAGGAAGGACUUCACAGACAAGGAUGCGACACAGGCUGAGUCGGCGACGGAGAAUUCCAUGAGCAAGACCGUCAAGAAGUGGAUGAGUGCGGCUUGCACCAAGUACGAUGACUUGACCUCAGUGAACAAGGUCGCGGCAGUUCAAGCUCAGGUGGAUGAUGUGAAGAUGACGAUGGAGGACAACGUUCAGCAGAUGUUGCGCCAGCAUGAGAAACUUGAGGACUUGGAAGACAAGGCUGAUGUUAUGCGAUCAGAGGCCGUCAAGUUCAAGAAGGGUGCGACACAGCUUGCCAGGAAGAUGUGGUGGCAGAACUGCAGGCUCUGGGCGAUUAUCAUCAUUGUGACCGUCGUUGUGCUGAUGAUCAUCAUCUUCUCUGUUUGCCCGCCAUGUAGAGGACAGAGAUGA
Molecule: messenger RNA, 759 nt
Organism: Guillardia theta CCMP2712
Lineage: Eukaryota; Cryptophyceae; Pyrenomonadales; Geminigeraceae
Gene: VAMP7B
Product: vesicle-associated membrane protein 7B
Exons: 4
Coding region: 1-759 (252 amino acids)
Biological process (GO): vesicle-mediated transport
Cellular component (GO): membrane
Source: RefSeq, a predicted model, not a curated record